Ceratina calcarata is the source of this 2603-nucleotide messenger RNA. Its product is annotated as transcription factor Sp6. The record is from RefSeq and is a predicted model, not a curated record. Gene Ontology annotation, molecular function: RNA polymerase II cis-regulatory region sequence-specific DNA binding; DNA-binding transcription factor activity, RNA polymerase II-specific. The transcript is spliced from 5 exons. Bases 1451 to 2416 code for a protein of 321 amino acids. Lineage: Eukaryota; Metazoa; Arthropoda; Insecta; Hymenoptera; Apidae. Gene Ontology annotation, biological process: regulation of transcription by RNA polymerase II.
CUCUGAAAAGCUUAGCAUACACGAGACUUAUACACGUAUAGAAAACUUUUGUGUAAAAGACUGCAUAGAAUCAAUAAAGAUACACAAGACAGAUAAUACAAACCACAUGUUACUGAAAUAUUAAAAUGAAAACGUCUACACUUUUUAAAUAUGCAUACAAAAUGUAAUUUUACAUAAAAAUCUGCUAUCUAUUCAUGAUGACUAUUCAAGAAGACGAUUAUUCUGAAUUUUUUGCCAAGUGUUGUUUUCUAUAUUUUGCUUGCGACUCGCAAGAAUGUUAUCGUUCGAUGUCGCUAUUUAUUUUAGUUGCGAUCACGGCCACUCGAUUUCACCGGAGUCUAAAGUGUGAUUAAGCAGGACGUCGGUAUCAAUGCGACUUCCUUGACGAGCGAUAUCGUCGUCAACGCACAUGAUCUCCUUUUCUCUUCCCUUAAUAUUAGUCGCUCAGCGAUACUCGGCAACGAUGCGAACGCGUUUACGCUCAGCCCUUGUUUUCAGUAAUUAGUAUACCCAUCAAAUGAGAAAAUAAGAGAAUGUGAAUUUUGAGUUUGAUAUUCUAUGUUCAAGUACUGUUUCGAGGGACAGGACAUUCUCUGAAAGUGAAGUAAUUAUACUAUUUCCGGCCUCGGUAACAAAAACGAGUGGAACAAGUGUCUCAUUAAAAGCUAUAUUAAUUUGAGGUAUAAGGAAAUGGGAAAAAUAUAAUGUGUACACAGAAUUAUUCGGUUUUGACGUUAGUGUGUGAGCGGUUAUUGCAUCUGCAUAGUAAAACUCGGUAAACCGCGUCUUACGCGAAAAUUAUAAAGUCAAAAACUAAUUUUACAAAAUUGAAACGGAUUAUUAUCGAUGACAGACAAAUAAUUGGAAUUGAUCAAUGCAACUUGGUAGCUUAUAUUAGUAGCUAUUUAUACCUGAUUAUUUAAAGGAGUGUAAAAUAUGGAAUCAAUUAACGGUUACAUCCUCCACUAAGAGAACACAAAGACAUAUUCCAAUAUUGAAUUGCGAUUAAUUUUGAAUUCGAAAAUUUCAUUCGGAGCAAUCGGUCAGUAGGUUCGAGUGGGCAUAAACAAGUAUAAAUAAGAUUUCGCAAAGUGUAAUUCUCAUCUAUCGAGGUACGACAAAACGAGCCCAUCUAACGUCCUACGAUCGUGCACCGAAAAGUCAAUAAAUCGUCAAGUUUUCUUGUUUUGCGGCGCGAGACGCGGUCCAAGCGCGUUCGAUAAAUCAACGUCGAUUUGAUACCCGCGCGAGCAUCAAUUACGGGACCUUCCCUUUGACAUUAAUUUAUUAGUGGCGGGAAACGAAAUAUCGCGAAUGAUCGUUGGUCCAGCCUGGCCGCGGUCCUCGCCGUUCAAUUCGUAACGUGGAAAAUCGACGGGAAAAGAGAAGGGAAGAAGAUAGAGGUACAGGGGUAACCACCAGUUGAGCAGCUUUCGGCAGCGUGACAAACAUGACGGACGAGCUCUUAUUUUCUGCACUGGGUUUGACAACGGACACUGGUGUCGAAAGGCAGCAACUGUUCACCAAUAACGCAACCACCUUAGCCUACGACUACGAAGCGUCCUCUUCUUGCGGAACAACGCCGCGCAGCGACGACUCCGAAAUUGUCGAUGCUCACUCAAGUAAUCUCAGCAACAUCGAGUGUUACACGGAUUUGACUUGCCCGAGGAAAACUUGGAACGAAUGGCCUGAUAUCACACCGGUAUCAUUGUCAGGUACAGGGUGCAUGGGCGAAUUUAGCGAAUUGAGUGAACUUAGCGAGUUGAGCGAACUAGACUCGGAACUCGAAUGGUGUUUAGACAAAGGCUGGAAUUCUGGACUUCCGGAGAGGACACCGUUGUGUACCGCCGGUUGUGAGGGCUUUCUGCAUUUACCAUUACCAAAUCCGCAGCAAAUGCUACCACGAGAAGAACCAUUAUGGGUGCUUGGGAUAGAUUUGAGGGCGCUCGACGCUACUUUGGAAACGAACGGAAUAGACUAUAACAAUAACCAGGUAGAAGAGAAUAUUUCUUCAGCAGCUGCCGCUGCCUUAGCGACUCAUGACUACACUAAUCGCAGCUUGGCGAACGCGGCGGAAGAUCGAUGCUUCCCUUGUACCUAUCAAGGAUGCUUGAAGGUGUACGCAAAAGCGUCUCAUCUGAAAGCUCAUUUACGUCGACAUACCGGCGAGAAACCGUUCGCGUGUACAUGGUCCGGCUGCGGAUGGCGUUUCAGCCGAUCCGACGAGCUAGCCAGGCAUCGGCGAUCGCAUUCGGGAGUGAAACCGUAUCCCUGCGAAAUGUGCUCGAAAAGAUUCGCUCGAAGCGAUCACUUGGCCAAGCAUCGCAAAGUACAUAGAAAGAACGCGUAUCCUUUGUUCCACGGAGGCAGAGGAUUGCGCGGAGGGAAGAUUAAUAUCCUACCAGCGGAGAGUUAGCUAAUUUCUAUUGCGUAAAAUAAAAAAAUAUACCUUCGAUUAUCAAGCCAACGCAUGAGAAUUACGAUGUCGAUAAAAGAGAUUAAGUAAGAUUACUAUUGUAGUCUUUUUUAAAUGGUUCGAUCAGUUGACCCAGAUUAAGCGAGAUUUUUAACAUGAUAAUAAAAAUUGUUGAAAAUGUGAUUAA